ACCCUUUCAUUUUUUCAUUCCCCUUUUAAUAAUUUUGUAUCUAAAGAAACAAAACCCAGUUGUGAUCGUCGCCCUUUAUAUACAGAACUUUGGUGUUGUCAUAUUCUUCAAAGAAAAACAAGGACUCAAUGGCCAAGAGUAAGGUUCUCGUGGUGGGGGGAACUGGGUAUAUAGGCCGGAGGAUUGUCAAGGCAAGCUUGGCUCAGGGGCAUGAAACCUACGUCCUCCAACGUCCGGAGAUCGGGCUUGACAUCGACAAGCAGCAGAUGUUACUGUCGUUCAAGAAGCAAGGAGCUCACCUUGUGGAGGGCUCGUUCAAUGAUCACAAAAGCUUGGUGGAUGCUGUUAAGCAAGCCGAUGUUGUCAUUUCCACCAUGUCUGGGGUGCAUUUUCGCAGCCACAACAUCUUGUUGCAGCUCAAGCUGGUGGAAGCCAUUAAAGAAGCUGGGAAUGUUAAGCGUUUCCUACCUUCAGAGUUUGGUACGGAUCCGGCUCGAAUGGGACAUGCACUGGAACCGGGAAGAGUAACAUUCGAUGAAAAAAUGGUUGUGAGAAAGGCAAUCGAGGAUGCUAACAUCCCUUUCACCUAUGUAGUUGCCAACUGCUUUGCUGGUUACUUUGUCGGCAACCUUUCACAAAUGGAAAGGCUCACUCCUCCAAAAGAUAAAGUAUAUCUCUAUGGGGACGGAAAUGUUAAAGUGGCUUUUAUGGACGAAGAUGAUAUUGCAACAUACACGAUUAAAGCAAUAGAUGACCCCAGAACAUUGAACAAAACGUUGUACAUAAGGCCUCCGGGGAACAUUCUCACCCAAGCACAGCUAAUCCAGAAAUGGGAGAAGCUCUCCGGGAAGAAACUAGAGAAGAUUAGCAUUUCUGCACAAGAUUUCCUAGCCUCGAUGAAAGGGAUGGACUUUGCAGGGCAGGUAGGCGUGGGCCAUUUCUAUCACGUUUUUUACGAAGGUUGCUUGACAAACUUCGAAAUAGGGGAAGGUGGUGAAGAAGCGUCGAUGCUUUAUCCAGAGGUGGAAUACACCCGCGUGGACGAUUACUUGAAAAUCUACGCAUAACGAAAUGCAAACUUCCCAGGAUUUUCACCUUAAAGCAACAAUAACGUUAUUCCAAGUAAUACAAUAAAAUUGUUAUGGUCUCCGUAACGUUUUCAGGCGUCUACGUGCCCUAUGUAUGAAUGGGUAACUCUUUUUUCCAACUCCUGUCCUGUUCCCUUGUUGAUUACAUCAAUAUAUGUGAUUGUAGUGCUUUCGGUUUCA
This is a messenger RNA of Theobroma umbraticum, 1268 nucleotides long. RefSeq names its product isoflavone reductase homolog. Gene Ontology annotation, molecular function: oxidoreductase activity. Lineage: Eukaryota; Viridiplantae; Streptophyta; Magnoliopsida; Malvales; Malvaceae. The record is from RefSeq and is a predicted model, not a curated record.